AGAGCAGAAUCCAUUGACAAGAAGAUUUCCCGAUUGGAUGCUGAGCUAGUGAAGUAUAAGGAUCAAAUAAAAAAGAUGAGAGAGGGUCCUGCAAAGAAUAUGGUCAAGCAGAAAGCCUUGCGGGUUUUAAAGCAAAAGCGGAUGUAUGAGCAACAGCGGGACAACCUCGCCCAACAGUCCUUUAACAUGGAACAAGCCAAUUACACCAUCCAGUCACUGAAGGAUACCAAAACUACGGUUGACGCUAUGAAACUGGGAGUAAAGGAAAUGAAGAAGGCAUACAAGGAAGUGAAAAUUGACCAGAUUGAGGAUUUACAAGACCAGCUAGAGGAUAUGAUGGAAGAUGCAAAUGAAAUUCAAGAAGCACUAAGUCGUAGCUACGGCACCCCAGAAUUAGAUGAAGAUGACCUGGAAGCAGAGUUGGAUGCACUGGGUGAUGAGCUUCUGGCUGAUGAAGAUAGUUCUUACUUGGAUGAAGCAGCAUCUGCACCUGCAAUUCCAGAGGGUGUUCCCACUGACACAAAAAACAAGGAUGGAGUCCUGGUGGAUGAAUUUGGAUUGCCACAGAUACCUGCUUCAUAGACUUUCAUCAUUCAAGUACACAUGUAAAAUAAACACAUAUUGUGGGACUAGGAAAUAUAUCCAGAUUUUCCAUAACAGAUUUAAGUUCCUUUCCCUUCUUUGAAGGAAAGGUUAAUUACACUGCUCUUUUAUUUUUUUUCCGUUAAGAAAUUCAUUGCUUGGGGAAGCUUUCUUAUACUAAAAUUUGAUUCUUUUUCUCUUAUGAAAGAUUAACUUAAAAGUAUCUUUGGCU
This is a messenger RNA of Urocitellus parryii (Arctic ground squirrel), 814 nucleotides long. The record is from RefSeq and is a predicted model, not a curated record. Lineage: Eukaryota; Metazoa; Chordata; Mammalia; Rodentia; Sciuridae.